AUGGAGGCCAUGAAACAGCAAAGGCGAUUACUCUUCAAAGUGGAAAAGAGGUGGAAAAGGUUGACAAUGAGGAGAGAAAUUCAACCAAAACUGGGGCUGCCCCCUCUCCCAGGCUUACGAUUCCAACUAACAACUCUAAGGUUUUUGAAUUCAAAGAAGGAGCAAGUUUCAAAGGAUAUCCUAGAGACUUUCCGAAAAGUGCAAGUGAACAUUCCCUUGCUUGAUGCGAUCCAGCAAAUUCCAAGCUAUGCAAAAUUUCUCAAAGAACUUUGUACAAAUAAGAGGAAGUUCAAGGAGCAUGAAACCGUGGCCUUAAGUGAAGAAGUCUCAGCUGUGCUAUUGCGUAAAUUGCCUCCUAAACUAAAGGAUCCAGGGAGUUUUACUAUACCUUGUCUCAUUGGAAAUCAAAGGUGA
Prunus armeniaca (apricot) is the source of this 414-nucleotide messenger RNA. The record is from the annotation of a GenBank genome assembly. Lineage: Eukaryota; Viridiplantae; Streptophyta; Magnoliopsida; Rosales; Rosaceae.